AAGGAUCAGAUCGAGAAUAUGGUACGUGAGGCAGAGAAGAACGCAGCCGCUGAUGCGGAGAGAAAGGAGAAGGUCGAGAUAGUGAACCAGGCAGAGAGUAUCAUUCACGAUACGGACUCGAAGAUGACCGAAUUCCAGGAUCAGUUGCCAGCCGAAGAGUCAGCGGCACUUCGCAAGAAAUUGGACGAAGUAAGGCAGUUGUUGACCAAGAAGGACACCGAGAGUGUAGCGACAAUCCGAGAGGCAAUCGGAUCACUUCAGCAACAGUCUCUGAAGCUGUUCGAAGCAGCCUACAAGAAGAUGGCAGAGAAGAAUCAAGCCGGAGGAGCUGCUGGUCAGUUUUGA
Anisakis simplex (herring worm) is the source of this 345-nucleotide messenger RNA. Lineage: Eukaryota; Metazoa; Nematoda; Chromadorea; Rhabditida; Anisakidae. The record is from the annotation of a GenBank genome assembly.